AUGAAGGAGUUUGCUUCCUCAUUCCAGUGCGAUCUGGUAGGCUCCUGUAGCACGUGCAGCUUCCCCUGCACCAAGGUCCUGCAGUAUGAGCGGCUGCUCCGGCAUCUGGCACCUGCGGUUUGGGUGACUUCUCUAGCAUCUGGCUCCUGUAGAGCACGCAGCUUCUCUAGUGCCUGGUUCCUGGAGUGCACUGCGACCAGCAGCUUCCUCUGGUACUCCUGGACGAUUUGGCAGCAGAAUGCCUCUGUAGAAGGUGUGGCUUUGAUUUUACCUGCAUCCAAUAAAUCUAUGAGAUCUGAGAGGAAUACAUAUGUUGGGAAAAGCUUUGUUCAUAUUAAAAAUCCUUACCUGGAUUCUCUGGAUGAAGACUUUCUCUAUCACUUGGGUUUAAGAACAAAAACACACAACCUAUCAGCAAUGUUUGGGGAUUUAAAGGAGCUUGGAUAUGAGGAAAGUGAAGAAGAAAUAAAAGACAUCUGUGCUGGAACAGACAGAUAUUGCGUGUACAAAACCGGUCCUGUGCUCUCUGUCAGCAAUGGUAUGGGCAUUCCCUCCGUUUCUAUUAUGCUUCAUGAGUUCAUUAAAUUACUUUACCAUGCUCGGUGCUGUGAUGUUACCAUUAUCUGAAAUGGUACAUCAGGGGGAAUAGGGAUUGCACCAGGGUCUGCUGUCACGGAUAGAGCCAUAGACUCCUUCUUUAAGCCCCAGUUUGAACAGGCAAUCUUGGACAACAUCAUCACCUGAGGUACUGAAUUUGACAAGGACCUGGCUGAGCAGCUAUUCAAUUGUAGCAAAGAAAUCCUCAACUUUCCAACCCUCAUUGGACAUACAAUGUGUACCUAUGAUUUUUAUGAAGGCCAGGGUUGAUUAGAUAGAGUGUUGUGCUGUUUUUCCAGAGGAAAAAAGUUAGAUUACUUGAAGGGAGCAUAUAAAGCCAGUGUCAAAAUUGAAAUGGAAUCUACAGUGUUUGCAGCCAUGUGUGGACUUUGUGGUCUAAAAGUUGCUGUGGUCUGUGUGACACUUCUUGAUAGACUUGAAUGUGACCAGAUCAACUUGCCCCAUGAGGUUCUGGUAGAGUACCAGCAACGACCUCAGCUCCUGAUCUCCAACUUCAUCAAACAAAGGCUUGGAAUCUGUAGGACACCCCUCCCCUCCCCUGUAAGUCUGUAGUUCGAGUUAUAAAGUUGAAGUCAUAUAUUAUUUGUGGCAUUUUCAUAUAGUUCUCAUCCAUAUACUAAAAUCAUAAUGGAGUGAUUUUAUGAAAUCCCUUUUUCUUGAAAAGAUGAAUUUAUUGUAGCAGGUUUCAAA
Molecule: messenger RNA, 1308 nt
Organism: Loxodonta africana (African savanna elephant)
Lineage: Eukaryota; Metazoa; Chordata; Mammalia; Proboscidea; Elephantidae
Gene: UPP2
Product: uridine phosphorylase 2
Biological process (GO): nucleotide catabolic process; uridine catabolic process
Cellular component (GO): cytoplasm; cytosol
Molecular function (GO): uridine phosphorylase activity
Source: RefSeq, a predicted model, not a curated record